Molecule: messenger RNA, 2496 nt
Organism: Topomyia yanbarensis
Lineage: Eukaryota; Metazoa; Arthropoda; Insecta; Diptera; Culicidae
Exons: 11
Coding region: 1-2496 (831 amino acids)
Source: RefSeq, a predicted model, not a curated record
AUGGAACCUGCUAUGCAGGAUAUUGUCGACGCACUUAAAUUCGACAAUUGUGACAUUCAGGAAUUGUUUGGCAGCCAGCCGCUGCACGGCGAUAUUCUGUUGUUGGAUGAGGAGGGAAUUGGUGUUGGCAUUAGCCCUGCAAAUAACAGUAUGGUAGAUGAACCAACUCGGCUUGAACAAGUUGAGGAUGAGACCAAAGGGAUUACGUUAGAAUCUCUCCGAAAGUUUGCUGCCAUUUCUGUGUGCAAACUGAAAGCUGAUGUUUCGUUCACGGAGGCUAAACUAAGAAUCGUAUUGAUGGUUUGUGAAAGUAUUAUCGAUCAAAUUAAUACUUUUGUCUCUGAGCGUGUGGAUCAUUUGUUGCACGAAAUGAUUCCUGAUCUAGAAUCGGAAGCAAUAAUUGAAUUGCACAAUGGACUUAUCGUGCACGAUAUAUUCAAAGAGGUCAACACUCCAACACGCCAACGAAAUUUUCUUAAUAGCCUUAUUGGUUCGAUUCCACAUCCAAGAACCAUUAUGUUAAAAGACAAAGAGACUAAACGAAUGGUGAAUGGAUCAGAGUUAACCGUGAAGGUGAAAGACACUUUCCAGUAUAUCCCAAUAAUCGACUCAUUGAAAAUGCUACUUCGAGAUCCCGAAAAUCGUCGCGCAUUGGAAGAUACACCUUCUGUUUCAGCCACAUCAAACCUAUACAAUUCCUACACCUGUGGAACGUGCUUCCAGACCAGCGAGUACUUCCAAAAGUAUCCCCAAGCUCUCAGGCUAAUACUGUAUGAAGACGAUGCAGAACCAUGCAACGCUCUUAGUUCCAGGGCGGGCAACAACAAAAUCUCAGCCAUGUACUUUAAAGUGCAAAAUAUGCAGAGGCAGUAUAACUCUUCUUUGAAAGCAGUUUUUCCUUUGAUUUACGCCAAAUCGAUUGAUGCUAAACACCAUGGAUAUAAUGCGAUUCUAGCUCCACUAGUAGACGAUUUGAAAAAACUAGAGAAGGGUGUUACGGUUUACUUCAGUAGCACUAAAUAUGAAAUCCGUGCGGCAGUGAUUGCAGUGGCAGGAGACACACUAGCAAUUCAUGAAGUAUUCGGAUUUCUCAGUCCAUCAGCCAAUUAUUUUUGUCGUGAAUUAAAAGAGGACAUACAUGAUGUGGAAACAUUCAUUUCACUCGACGACGGAGAUUUCACGCGAUUGGAAUUAAGUACCGGACAACGAAAAAAGAUUCAGAAAAGGCAACGAGAAAUUAUUGAGAGUAACAAUGCUGCUAGCACGAGUAACUAUCACUCAGAUGAUAAUAAUACCACACAGGAACAACUUUUCCAAGACCACGAAACACAAGAAAUCUCAAUGGAAAAGGAAUUUGACAUUGACUUAAUAUUUCAAGCAACGCCGGAAGGACAACGUAUAAUAGAACUAUUGAAAGAGAGCAGUCCCUUGGACAGCAAGCUUAUUAAGGUAAUCACUUCUGUACUAAGCGACUAUCUGAUUACUCGAUUCGGAUACCAUCCUCAUGCCCAUUACAAGAAUAUCGUGGCCAAAUCGCUGGUACAAAAAUAUAGUUCGCUAAAGUGCAAAGAUGCAGCUCAUGCACAGGGUUUAUGGUUCUACCCCGAUGCUCGAGGUGAAGGAAAACAUUCUGGAAAGCUACAAUCACGCAUUGAAUAUCUGGUCAAAAAACACCAGAAGCAAGUCCGUCGAGUUAAAAGUCGUAACGAUAAUCCAAAUGUACAAGAAGCAGAGAAUCCGGAAGGUCUAAAUGAUAACGAUGAAAACGAGGAUAUCGAGGAAAUCAUCGCAAAACUAAAGUACAUCGUUCCAUCAGAUGCGUUGCAGGAAAUCAUCAAAAAAGAUUGGAACAAAACGAUGAAUUCUAGAAACCGAAUAAGGAAGAUUCAAAACCCGGAAGAGCGGUUAACCGAAAUGUUUCAGACAUUUCCACUAUCCGGUGCGUUUGAUGGACUACUGAUUAUUAUGGAUUUUGUGGCAAUGUUUCCAGAUGUAAAUGUAAAUUUUGGUGAAACAUGGGAGAUCAUCGAAACCAAAAUACUUCAAAAGCAUGGACAUCUGCAUACUUUAGUCAUAAAUGGUUUCAUUCGGUCACUCGUCAUUAUAAAAGAAAAGAAUCCAUCGCGUGGAGCAAAACGUGUUAUUCAAGGUUCGCAACAAAUAACAAACGUUCUGGAACGCAUCAUAGAAUGGAUAAACCCAGAGGACGAAAUCGUACAAUGCGCUGCAGCUUACAAAGGAUCAAAAUUGCCAGUUCUAUUUAUCAAAGCCCAAUUGUACUGCGAAGGCGAAUGCUAUAUAUGCAUUGGGAAAAGAGCAUUCUCAGUCGGCGAUGAUAUCGUGCGCGGUUUUUUUAUACUGAUUAUGUCAUAUUAUUAUUUUAAUAUUCAGUUUGAUCCGUCCUUGGUACAUUUUUUUACCUUUUUUGCUGGAAAAGUUUUCAACAUUGGAAAGAUGUCCACAACAAACAAUGAUUUUCUCAUAAAGCUUGGAUGA